CUUCCUUACUCGCGUUAGCUGUGGCUGUUGCAAUUCGUAACUAGUGGAGCUAAAAUUAAGCAACAAUGAAGAACACCCGACAGACCCACUUACAAAUCUUCGUUAGUCGACAAUAAAAGCAUAAACUUUCGUUCCAUGGAACAUUAGGUGUCUAAAAUAGCUCGGUGCUAGCUACUUCCGUGUACGUAAAGUGAAUAGCAUCUUGACGAUUGAGGUCGUCUUUGUUUUUGUGGAAAAAGUUGUGCCUUACUAAAUUCAGGCAGUGCUGCAAAGUGAAGUGGAGCAGGAAGAAGACGGGAAAUUGCCCAACUUUGCAUGUUUGUCAAGAUGAGGUUGAGUGGUGUCCUGGCGUAUGUAUUCGUGAUAUGUACUGGGGUUUGUUGGGGGGACACCCCGGCCAACUGCAGCUACGAGGACCUACUGGGGACGUGGGUGUUCCAGGUGUCCAGCGGGGGCCACGACAAGACCCUCAACUGUUCCGCUGAAACAACAGGUGAGAGCACAGUGAUGGUGACCCUUGAGAAGCUGUCUGUGGCCAUAGACAAGCUGGGAAACAGUGGCUACUUCACCCUAAUCUACAACCAGGGCUUUGAAGUAGUCAUCAACGGCUAUAAAUGGUUUGCAUACUUUAAGUACACUGAAGAGGGCCAGAAGGUGACCAGCUAUUGUGACCAUACCCUGCCAGGAUGGGUGCACGAUGUCUUGGGAAACAACUGGGGGUGUUUUGUUGGCAAGAAAGUGAACCCAAUCCCACCACAGGUUCACCAUAAACCAGUCUUGAGCUCCAGGCUCCUCAACAGGCCUUUUACACCAAACCAGGGUGUCAUUGAGUCCAUUAACUCAGCCCAGAACUCUUGGAAGGCUGUGUCCUACCCGGAAUACAAGACGUACACGCUGCAGGACCUGCACUACAGGGCAGGAGGACCCGCCUCCCAUAUUCCACUCCACGUCCGCCCUACACCCGUGUCAACUCAAGCGGCCAAGUCGGCAGCAGCUCUACCACAGCACUGGGACUGGAGGAACGUAGAUGGCAUAAACUUUGUCAGCCCUGUGCGAAACCAAGGUUCAUGCGGUAGCUGCUACUCCUUCGCCUCCAUGGGAAUGUUAGAGGCUCGCAUCCGAAUCCUAACCAACAACAGUGAGGCUCCCAUACUCAGCCCCCAACAAGUGGUCUCCUGCUCUGAAUUUUCCCAAGGUUGCGAUGGCGGCUUUCCAUACCUGAUCGGAAAGUACGUCCAGGAUUUCGGUAUUGUGGACGAGUCCUGUUUUCCAUACGUUGGAAAGAACACUCCCUGCGGCAUACCUAAAAACUGCGGCCGCGCUUACGUUGCGGAAUACAGCUAUGUGGGAGGAUUUUAUGGUGGCUGCAGUGAGGAAGCCAUGAUACUGGAACUGGUCCAGAAUGGCCCUAUGGCAGUGGCCUUUGAGGUGUACCCAGACUUCAUGUACUACAAGGAGGGCAUCUACCACCACACGGGCAUCUUCGACUCCUUCAACCCCUUCGAGCUGACCAACCACGCCGUGCUGCUGGUGGGCUACGGCCGCUGUCAGAUGACUGGCCAGAAGUACUGGGUUGUCAAGAAUAGCUGGGGCACCAGCUGGGGAGAGGGGGGCUAUUUCAGAAUCCGCCGGGGAAGCGAUGAGUGUUCCAUCGAAAGCAUCGCAGUUGCAGCCAAGCCCAUCCCCAAACUCUAGAGGCUUUUAAAAUUUUUUUUAUGAUGCCCUGUCAGUGAGCUCUCGUGCAAGUGCAUGUGUGGUUUGACAGUUUAAUGACGAAACCGUAUCCCAAACUGGAAAUCACAAGUAUGCUGGUUAGAUUUUAGUUUCAGUUCCACUUGUGAAGAACACCUUUACAAGUCGGUUAUGAUUUUAAAAAUGCAUUUCAAAUGCAUCGAUGUCUCCUCAGUGAUUGUGUCGUGUUUGUGUGGGUUGUACCAACAGAUGUGAGGUUGUAAUUAUGUAAAGGGGUUAAGUCAUGUGAGGUUACUUUGUAAUACCUGCCAAUCAGGGCCUUGUUUAUCUCAGGGAAGCACACUGGCUGUUCUGAUGUCAGUGAAUCAGUGUUAAACUGGAUGUGUGCCUUUCAUAAUAAUAAAGGGAGAUCAUAAUGAA
Hippocampus comes (tiger tail seahorse) is the source of this 2112-nucleotide messenger RNA. RefSeq names its product cathepsin C (gene ctsc). Gene Ontology annotation, molecular function: cysteine-type peptidase activity. Lineage: Eukaryota; Metazoa; Chordata; Actinopteri; Syngnathiformes; Syngnathidae. The transcript is spliced from 8 exons. The record is from RefSeq and is a predicted model, not a curated record. The coding region runs from base 316 to 1695 and encodes 459 amino acids. Gene Ontology annotation, biological process: proteolysis.